UGCCUAUGCCGAGGUCAAAUGUUGCUUUCAGUUAGUCCUCGUCUGCAUCUUGUGCAGUCAUGUCGACUAUUUGUCUUUUGAUCUGAGGCACCCCUAGGAUUUCUAGUGUUCUCUGGUCAAAGCCAGAGUACAGGAUCUACCAGCAUUUCACGGCUCUUCCCUCGACAUUUCAAGCAUUUAUCGGUCGAGCCGCGGAUUCCGCAGCAGCAAGCAUGGCUGUGACGAAGAGGGCAACGGUCUUCUGGAGAGUACCUCUUCUGGUUGCUUUUCUGGCGGUCUUCCUCAGUGCUGUACUCGUAUCUGGUGAAGGAAGUGGCUCAGAACCGCCAACCGAUGAUGGUGAGGACUCAUUCAAAACGAGCUCGGCCCCAACACCCAUGGCGUUUACAACGGGAAGCUCACCGCCGACAGCAGUGACUCCAGCUUCAUUGACUUCUGCCUUUGCUACAGUAAACGAGACGAAACCAACUGACGGUGCUAAAGACAAUGGAACGGGCCCAAUCAGCUUUACACAAACCAGCACAGCGCCGACGAGCUUUAAGCAAACCAGCACAGCGCCGACGAGCUUUAAGCAAACCAGCAUAGCGCCGGCGAGCUUUAAGCAAACCAGCACAGCGCCGACGAGCUUUAAGCAAACCAGCACAACGCCGACGAGCACAGCAUUUACAACUGGGAGUGAUGUACACUCAACCAACCUUCACACAGGCUCUGCUCCUACACCAGCAUCUAUGACAAGUGCCGACAAGUCAACCGACGUUACCAAAGCGUCCAUACUCCCUACACCUACGGGCUUUUCAACAGGAACACCAGGACAGACAACUGAGCUCUCCACAUCGAACACGGCAGCAGUAGUUACCUCUGGGUUUGCUACAGGAAGUGAAACAGAACCAACCGACGUUUUCAAAACUAACACAAUCCCAACGGACACAGAGUUUGUAACCGGUAGCCAAACACAACCCACCACUCCGCUGACAGGCACUGCUCCUACCCCUGCAUCACCAGGAACGCUUGCACCCCCACCGCCGCCAACAUCUCUUCCUGACUGUCCAAAGAUGCAGUACCACAAUGGAACAGCAUGUGUGAGCUGCGAAUGCGCUAGUGCUAGGACCGACUACUGUGAUGAGGCAAAGGGCGUUUGCUCAUGUCUGGAAGGCUAUUCCGGCAAGUCAUGUCAAGAAUGCGACGUGCCAGCCGGUUAUCUUCCAAGCAGCAAUCAGACGUGCCAGUUUUGUCCGAAAUGCUCCGUCAACGGUACAGCCACCUGCACUGAAACGGCUGGGAUGGGCUCCAGUAAGAUCGUCACUUGUCAAUGCCGAAGCAACUGGGAGGGUGCGACUUGCAACACGUGCAGCAACUUGACCUAUCGUGGCAUAUCCCAUUCGAACGACACCAGCUUCGCCAGUGUGGAUUGUUUGCCAUGCUUGUGUGAUCCAAAAGGAGCAGCAUCAUGCAAUGUAGCGAAUGGAGAUUGUACUUGUCGACCGGGAUAUACUGGAGGAGAAUGCCAGAGAUGUGCAUCAUUCUACUACCCCAACAAAGCACAGCAUUGUGUAAAAUGUAACUGCACUACUCACGGUACACUGAGCUGUCAACAGGACACCGGCAUCUGCCAUUGUGCAGCAGGCUUUCAGGGUGCAGACUGCUCUCAGUGCUCGCAACAGUACCACCGGUCGAUGGAUGGUCGGUGUCAGCCAUGCAAUUGCUCUUGGAGUGGGUCUGUCGGCUGCAAUAGCACCACUGGACAGUGCCUGUGCUCCUCAGGAUGGACGGGAAAACAGUGUGAAACGUGUCCUCAGUUUUAUUUCAUCAGCAGGAACACAAACAUCAGCGGAAAUGCGACUGGGCUGUCAAAUUGCACUGCUUCUUCUUUGGGUGAUUGCAAUGCCGCAAACUUUGACCACAUGAUGAACGUCACUGACUUGUUACCACCACUGGUCUGUAAUGAUUCCAUAGCAGAAUGCAACUUCACUGCUACUGGUCUUGUUGCCAAUGGACUGCAAUGCACUGCGUGCCAGUGCCACAGAGCUGGCUCGAUUGGUUGUGCUCCGUUGACGGGGGUAUGCUUGUGUAUGCCAGGCUUUGCUGGACCCAGGUGUGACAGAUGCCUCGAUUUUCACUACCAUUCCACCAACGCGUCGGUGUGCGAACGCUGCAAUUGCCCUUCGAGUGGCUCUGUGUCCUGUAAUGCCACGAGUGGGCAGUGUAACUGCCGGCCGAAUCACCAUGGCGAGCGAUGCACCAACUGUACAAACCGGCACUACCUUAAUGACCAUGGGUUCUGUGUGGCCUGUAACUGCAGCAUUGACGGAAGCGUAGGAUGUGAUCCUCUAUCCGGGUCUUGCUCCUGUGGACCAAACUGGUUUGGACCACAUUGUGAUAUCUGCCCACAUCUCCACUACACUACAUCGAACAAGAGCGUGUCAGUACCAAUGUCAGGCACUGGUACACUAGUGAACAUGACAAUGCAUGCUUUGAACUGUGUUCCCUGCGCUUGUCAUCAGAAUGGCUCGGCUGGAUGCGACAGGUGGAAUGGAUCCUGCCAUUGCCACACGUCCGUGACUGGCAGUGACUGCUCGGUGUGCGCAAUGGGACACUUCCAGAACUCCACUCUGCCUCACUGUGACCGCUGCGACUGUCAUCGCAAUGGUAGUGUUGGCUGCGACCAGCGUAAUGGGAAUUGUAUAUGCCGUAACCAGACGACCGGUAGCAAGUGUGACAUGUGCAAGCCCUGGUUUUACUCACCCUUGCCACACAUACUAGAUUGUCAGCCAUGCAAUUGCUCCACACCAGGCAGUGCAUUUUGCAAUCGAACCACUGGGCAGUGUGGUUGUCACCGUACCUGGACUGGGAAGCGGUGCGAUCAAUGUCCUCAUCUGCACUACCUCGGUACUGUGAACAAAGGCGACGACCCAUCUUGCAUUCCUUGUGAUUGCUCGGCUGAUGGCACAUUGUCUUGCAGUAACAAUGGUCAGUGCCAUUGUCGCACUAAUGUUUCUGGUGAUAGAUGCGAUCGGUGUGCAGCUGGUAACUACCGCACAAACAAUAGCCUUAGCUCGUGCACCGACUGCGGCUGCAACCCCAAUGGUGCAUCAGGCUGCGACUGGUUAACGGGCCAAUGCAAUUGCACCAGUGGGUACAUAGGCCACCAAUGCUCAUCCUGCAGGCACUGGCACUUCCUAAGCUCCUCCGCCAACCCUCCUGUUUGUUCUCCGUGUGCGUGCGACACUGUGGGCAGUGCAUCGUGCAGCAAUCUCACUGGAUCAUGUACUUGUCGGCCGUACAUCGCUGGAGCUCUUUGUGAUAGGUGUAGCACACCUGGUACCAAGGUGCAGUCGCUGGAAAACUGUGAUGACUGCCAAUGUGUCAGCAAUGGCACGCAGAGCUGUAAUAUGAAAACCGGUGUGUGCAUGUGCCGUCCGCAUGUCUCCGGUCUGUACUGUGGGCAGUGCAGCGCUUUCGCGUUCACAACGUCCUCACUGGACAGUUGCCAAGCGUGCUCGUGCGACAAGGGAAAGAGCCUGUCUUGCGGUAACACCACUGGCACCUGUGCGUGCCGUCCUGGCGCGGUGGGUGCACAUUGCAGCUCUUGUGCAGCAGGCUACUACAGUAACUCCUCGGGUCCAUGCCAGCAGUGUGAUUGUCAUCCAGUGGGUGCCGUCAGCUGCAAUAACGACACUGGUGCCUGCAUUUGUCAACCUAACGUAGAUGGAAGUCAUUGCGACCGAUGCACCCACCUCUACUACCCAGCACCUAACGCCAAUAAAGCCCAAGCUCUGGCCCAGUGUACUCCGUGCAUGUGUGACCCGGUCGGAUCACUGUCUUGCAAUGCGUCGGGCACAUGCAAGUGCCACCACAACGUUGUUGGUUCAAGCUGUGACAGGUGUGCUCCAUUUCACUUCAGAAACAUUACCCUCACCCACUGCUCGCCCUGUAACUGCGACCAGAGUGGAUCUAGUUCUUGCACGGAGGAGACCGGCCUAUGUAACUGCCGUCCGCACGCUACCGGUGAUCGUUGUCAGACGUGUGUGCAGGGCUACUACAAGAAUAGCAAGACAGGUCUCUGUGUACCGUGCACUUGUGAUGCUCUGGCUAGUACGUCGUGUGAUCCUGAAACUGGUAACUGCAUGUGUCGUCAGGAUGCGGCUGGGAAGAACUGCAGCGCUUGCAGUCCGAGCUACUACCGACCCAGCAAGUUGCAGACAUGUCAGCGGUGUGCAUGCAACACUGACGGCACACAGUUCUGCGACGGCCUGACCGGGAAAUGCAUCUGCAAGGCGAACAUUACAGGUGUGCUUUGUGAUCGCUGUGCCUUGUUCUUCUACCGAGCUGGAGGUAGCGUGGCCAACUGUUCACUGUGCCAAUGUCAUCAGGCUGGCUCACUCUCUUGCAAUGAGCAAAGCGGUGCAUGCAAGUGCAGGCCAUCUGUAGUCGGAACGCACUGUGAUCGAUGCCAGUCAUUCCAUUAUCAACUUCCCUCACUGGAGAACUGUGUCAGCUGUUCAUGCUUUCCUGCCGGCACUGUGUCAUGUAAUCAGACUAAUGGUGUGUGCAACUGUAGGGACAAUGUCAAUGGCACAACAUGCAAUCAGUGUGAUUCGGGGUAUUUUGCUAUGCCCACUGUUGCUUCCUGUUCCAAAUGUCUGUGCAAUGCUGUUGGUACACAGCGUUGUGAUCCACGGAAUGGCAAAUGUCAUUGUCGGUCGAAUGUAGCAGGCAGCCAAUGCUCUUCCUGUGCUCCUGGAUAUUUCCAAAAUACAACUCUAGACAAUUGCGUGCGGUGCCAGUGCGACCCCUCUGGAUCUCUCGGUUGUAAUCAGGAGAGUGGGGAGUGCAUAUGUCGGCCAAAUGUCGGUGGAAGUCGCUGCGACAGCUGCAUAGCCCUUUCCUAUCCCAAUCCAAGCAUUGCUCAGUGUAAACCGUGCUUGUGCCAUCCGAUUGGUAGCAGCAGUUGCACUGCGACAGGCCACUGUGUCUGCCGGCCUAACGUCACUGGUUCCUUUUGUCAUUCCUGUGCACCUGGCUAUUACUCUAAUCCAACACUGGCCCAGUGCACUGUGUGCGCGUGCGAUUCAUCACGCACUAAACGCUGUAAUCCAGGCACGGGCCAAUGCGCGUGCAUACCGAAUGCCCAGGGUUCAACGUGCAGUUCAUGCAGAGCGGGUUUCUACUACAAUAAUGUCACACGGUCCUGUGUCAGCUGCUCAUGUAAUCCACUUGGCACUGCAUCCUGCAACUCGGUCACUGGUGAAUGUGUGUGUCAUAGUAAUGUUGCCGGCUCGUCAUGCAGCGUUUGCGCAAAGGGCUACCACAGGCAAGGCCAACUGCCUAACUGUGUGAAGUGUGCGUGUAACGUGAACGGCACGGACAUCUGCAACCCGUUCACGGGUGCCUGCCAGUGCAAGGCGAAUGUCCUCGGGCCUGUUUGUGACUCGUGUCCGCACAACUUCUACAUGCCAUCCGGUCCGGGUUCGUGUAGAGAGUGCGCCUGCAACCUUCUUGGCACGGCCCAGUGUGCAGGCAGUGAUGGAACAUGUCAGUGCAACUCCAAUGUGAUCGGCGCUAACUGCACGCAAUGCCGAGUGAACUACUUCCAGAAGCCCAGUCUGCUGAAUUGUGCACCAUGCUUAUGUGAGCCAACCGGCACAGAAAGUUGCAACCGUGUAACGGGAACAUGCACCUGCAAGACCGAUGUGGCUGGGCUCAGGUGCAAUCGCUGCAAAGCAAAGUUCUUCCGCAAUCCAACAUUGGCUAACUGUACAGCUUGCGGCUGCAAUGUUCAGGGCUCGAACAGAGUACAAUGCGACGAGUCAUCUGGCCAGUGCACAUGCCGAGCAGGUGUAACAGAUCGAACCUGCAAUCGCUGUCAGGAGGGUUACUUCUGGCCAAAUUCAUCCCUCUCCUGCUGUGGUAGCUGCACGACAACGCCAGGAACUCCUUGUCAAGCAUGCAGGUGCAGCGCUGGAGCAGUCAACCAGUCAUGCAAUGCAACAGGACAGUGUCUAUGCAGGGACGGACACUCCGGUCUCAAGUGUAACCAGUGUGCUAAACAAUCCUGGAUUUUCCUCGAGGAGUCCGGCUGCGCAGAUCCAUCCAACGUUUUUUACCCGUUCGGUCCUAAUGUCACGGAUCAGGAGAUGUCAUCCUCAUCCAAUGGGUCCCAAGUGAAGUUCAGGGUGUUGAACUUGCCGUUUGGCAUUCCUAUUGGCACAACAUUGUUCCGCUAUCCCUCUGUUGGCAUCUCAAGUGCUGGAUAUUUGACAUUUUCAAGGCCUGCUCCUUUCAACCCACCAAUAUCCUUUCCUGAAGGACAGCCUAUCAUCUCACCUUACUGGUCCAUAACGGAUCUCCGCUGUCGUGGCAGAGUCUAUUACCAGAUCCACACGUCGGGCAGUGUUGUCGAUCGAGCCAACAGCGAUGUGAGAGCACUCGGGAAUGCUACUGACUCGUCCUUUUCUGCUCGCUGGGUGUUGGUUGUCACGUGGGUGGACGUGCAUGCGUUUCCAGACCGAGGCAAUGCCCCUGCACUUGGUGCGAAUUCCUUCCAGGCGGUUGUCACCACCGAUGGGUGCGUGAGCUACAGCAUGUUCCAUUACUUGAACGGCUCCAUCGUGUGGUCUGGACGGUUCAACAUCCAUGCGCGCAUGGGCUACACGGAUGGAUCCGGCGUAUACACGUACUCACACCCUGACUCUAGCACACCGGCCGUGAAGACCGUGGACCUAUCAAGCAACAUCAACACCACCUACAAUGGCAAGUGGAUGUGGAGAAUCACGGGGCCUUGCUCCGGCACAUUCCUGGCGCAGCGCAAAUGCUUGAAAUGGGCUGACGACGACGCUAUACUGUAUCCUGAAGUAGGGGACUACUCCGAAGCAGCCCAGCCUUGUCCACCCUCUUUCAGACAGGCCAUAUCUGAUCAGCAGUUCACGCUCUUCCGUAAUUACAAAGAGCAGCGCUUUUGUGUCCGGCAAAGAUUCUCCAGCAGAUUUUCCGGCAAACGGAUCUAUAGUAUCUGCUGUUAUGAUCGGAAGUUUCAGGGUGCUCUUAACAUCGGACCUCCUAAUGGUGGCUUUGUCACCUUUCCCAAUCAUCCACACUCGGUUGCAUUUGAAAUGGGCGAUGAGGACAAACGCCAGCUAUGCUGCGAGCAAGCAUUCAUUUGUGAUGUCUUUUACAUGCGACGGCCAUCAGACACUGGAUCCAGAUACGUUCCUCCACGCUGGACUUGGGUGUUUGGCGAUCCUCACUUCCGGAGUCUCGAUGGAAAGUCGUA
This is a messenger RNA of Sycon ciliatum, 7270 nucleotides long. RefSeq lists its product as uncharacterized. NCBI's taxonomy places the organism in Eukaryota, Metazoa, Porifera, Calcarea, Leucosolenida, Sycettidae. Gene Ontology annotation, biological process: cell-matrix adhesion; animal organ morphogenesis; tissue development. The record is from RefSeq and is a predicted model, not a curated record. Gene Ontology annotation, molecular function: calcium ion binding.